GCUUGAUUUUUCAGUUUGCUGCCUAGCACCUACAGAGUACUGAUUAAUUCAAAAAGCUCAUUCAAUAUGAAGGUAACAAAUCUAGAUGAACGCAUCCAUGUAUUGGAUAGUGAGUCCAAUGUUAUGACUGUUAUCAAAGAUAUCGCAAUGAGUGGUUUACAAGAAGAAGCUUUUUACGUAUUGGAUAUAGGAGAUAUUGUACAAAAGCAUCAAAUCUGGAAAGAAAAAUUGCCACGAGUUGAGCCCUAUUAUGCUGUAAAGUGUAAUGAUAAUUUGAUGGUAAUCGAGGUAUUAGCGGCCCUUGGUGUUGGUUUUGAUUGCGCAUCUAAGGUAAAUAUGAUUAAGCUUUAAAUGUAUCUUUUUUUAAGAGAGAAAUAAAU
Molecule: messenger RNA, 380 nt
Organism: Formica exsecta
Lineage: Eukaryota; Metazoa; Arthropoda; Insecta; Hymenoptera; Formicidae
Product: ornithine decarboxylase-like
Exons: 2
Coding region: 67-351 (94 amino acids)
Cellular component (GO): cytoplasm
Molecular function (GO): ornithine decarboxylase activity
Source: RefSeq, a predicted model, not a curated record